UUUACAAAACUUAUCUAUUUUAGCAAAUAAUAAAUUUAGCUAUGGUUCAGUUGGGAUUUGCUGUUGAGUUAUGUGUUUCCUUGGAAAAUGGUGAUUAUGAUGCAAUUGUUAUAGUUGGUCAAAACACUAAGAAUGAAAAUAAUUGUUAUCCUGAAUUUUUGAAUGACUAUCUGUCAGCAAUUGAUAUUGCUAGUGAAGUUGAUGGUCUUUUGUUGAGUGAGGUCAGUGGUGUUGUAACUCCAAAUAAAGAAGUAAAACUUGUGGUGUACUCACCAACUGGUCCAAUUAACAGAGAUUAUGAUGAUGUCAGACGAUAUAAAGAUGCAGCUAUUGCAGGAGUAAAGAGAGCUUUAAAAUCAAAAAAGAAAAAUUUGCUGCUUGUUGUUUCUAACUCAGAACCUGGAUUAACAAAAUACAAAGAUGCUUUACUUGUAUCUGUACUUGGAGCUUUUGAAGCUCUUUAUGUGCCUUUAGAAGUUCGCGAAAGUUCUCCUGCUAAUGCUAAAAAGGUUAACAAACUUGGAAUUUCAUCAACAAAGUUACAAUCUGAAGAAACGGGUGCUCCGUUUAUAAGAAAGGCGACUGCAUUAGAAUGGGGAAGAAUAAUUGCAAGAGAUAUUGGUGGUUCAGACCCAGAGCGAAUGUGUCCUUUAAAAGUUGAAGAAUUUGUUCGUGAAGUUUUUAAAAAUACCAGUAUUUCGAUUAAUGUUGUGUUUGGUCAUGAUAAUCUACGUGCAGACUUUCCUUUAUUUGCAGCUGUUGAUCGUUGUGCCAACAUGGUGGAGCGACAUAGAGGAAGAAUAAUUUAUCUAGAAUAUUGUGGUGAAGGAGAAGUUGAAAAUUCAUAUUUUUUUGUUGGAAAAGGUGUAACAUAUGAUACUGGUGGUGCUGAUGUUAAAGCAGGAGGACAUAUGGCUGGAAUGCACAGAGAUAAAUGUGGUGCUGCAACAAUUGCUGGCCUAUUUGCUGUUUUAAAUGAGCUUCAACCAAAAGGAAUUCGAGUUGUGGCUCGUCUUGCAAUUGUCAGAAAUAGUAUUGGAGCUGAAAGUUAUGUAGCAGAUGAAAUAAUUACAUCAAAAGCUGGAUGUCGUGUUCGUGUUGGAAACACUGAUGCAGAAGGGCGGAUGGCAAUGACAGAUUCCCUAUACCAUUGUAAAGAAGAGGCAUUAAAUAGCAAAAAUCCUCAUUUGUUCACAAUUGCAACACUGACUGGUCAUGCAAUCAUUGCUAUGGGUGAUAAAUACACAAUUGCUUUGGAUAAUGGUGCUGCUAAUAUGGAAGGAUUUGCUAGACAUAUUCAAGAGCUUGGCGAUUGUUUGGCAGAUCCUUUUGAGGUGUCAAUGCUCAGAAGAGAGGAUUUUCAAUUUGCGUCCGGACGUAAUGAGUAUGAAGAUGCUCUUCAGUGUAAUAAUGAGCCUUCAAGUCGUACUCCUCGCGGUCAUCAAUUUCCAGCAGCAUUUAUGAUAAAAGCAUCUGGAUUAGACAAGCACGGGAUUGACUCCGAUCAUCCAAUAAAAUAUACUCAUUUGGAUAUUGCGGGAUCUUCAGGACCUUACCCUGGUAUUCCUACUGGAUGUCCACUUCCGUCUCUUACUAGAUUAUUAAAAAUGAUUUAAAAAAUUAAA
Molecule: messenger RNA, 1625 nt
Organism: Hydra vulgaris (swiftwater hydra)
Lineage: Eukaryota; Metazoa; Cnidaria; Hydrozoa; Anthoathecata; Hydridae
Product: putative aminopeptidase W07G4.4
Biological process (GO): proteolysis
Cellular component (GO): cytoplasm
Molecular function (GO): metalloaminopeptidase activity; manganese ion binding
Source: RefSeq, a predicted model, not a curated record